AUGAAUGCGGACCCUGACUCAUUUAGCAGCUUCAAGGUCGCGCCCGGCUACGACAGGCUUCAGAUGCCGCACGGCCUGCAGGUGCUGGUGGUCGAAAACCCGCUGUACCUUCCGCACGCCAUCAAGCGCCUGCGCGCGAGCAUGGAGGACCCCGUGAUCGCCAUCGACCUCGAGUGGCGCCCCCAGUUUGGCACCAAGUUCACGCCCGUGGCCAUGGUGCAGCUCGCGACGUCGCGCGUCGCGCUGCUCGUCCGCACCUGCCGCAUGCAGUACAGGCUCGCGGCGGAGCUGGUCGCGCUCCUGACAGACCCGACGGUCACGAUCCUCGGGUUCAGCUGGGCGUCCGCCGACGAGGCGAAGAUGCAGAGGACGUUUGGCCUGGGCGCCGGCGCGAUCCCCGGCUUCCUGGACCUGCAGCUCGUGGCGCACGGCCUGGGCUGGAACGGCUACGGGCUCGCGCGGCUCACAAACGCGGUGCUGGGGUCGCCGCUGCCCAAGUCGAAGCGGGUGUCCAUGUCCAACUGGGAGUCGCGGACGCUGACGCGCCAGCAGGUGAAAUAUGCCGCCUUGGACGUGCUCAUCGCCGGCCAAGUCUUCCGCGGCCUGCGCCUCUGGCACCGCUCCCCCUCGCCCUGCGCCACGUGCUUCCAGCCGCUCGGCGUCGUGCAGCCGCCGCUCAAGCUGGUGUGCAGCACGCCCGGUUGCGGCCGCGAGUUUGGCGACGACCUGCUGUCUUACGCGUCGCACUGCCGCCAGCUGCGGCAUCAGCCAGACGUCCAAGAGUGCGCGGCGUGCGGCUGCCUGCGGCACGUGGCGGUGGCUGAAGCCGGUGUGCAGCCCUUGGCAGCAGAGCCGCCGCUGGCGCAGGCGGUGCGCGCGUCGGACGCCGCUGCACCGCCGGCAGCGCCGCAGCAGCAGAGGGCCGACGGCGGCGAGACGGGCGCAGGUUGCAGCAUUGGGGACGACAGCAGCAGCGGCGGCAGCAGCGACAGCGGGGGGGCUGUUGAACAGGCUAGUGCCUCGGAGAGCGCAGGGCGUGACGAGCAGGAACUCAAGCAGCACCAGGAGCAUAAGCAGCGGCAGAAGGAGGGGGGUUGGGGGAAUGUGGUGGUGGCGACCUUGCACGGUGUGCGGGCUACAGCAGAGGAGUCGGCAACGGUCGCCGUGCGUGCGUUGGCCAGCAUCGGCCCCAGCACAUGGAGUGCCGCGGGCCAUGUGCAGGGACAGUCGAAGCAGCAGCACACGGUGCGUCCAGAGCAGGUGGCGGUUGGUGGCGUCAAUUCACAGGAGCAGCAGAAGAAGGGACGGCCGCGGAAGAGGAAGCGGCCGGCGUCAGACGAGUGA
Messenger RNA from Monoraphidium neglectum, 1344 nucleotides. RefSeq lists its product as hypothetical. The transcript is spliced from 3 exons. Gene Ontology annotation, molecular function: nucleic acid binding; 3'-5' exonuclease activity. The record is from RefSeq and is a predicted model, not a curated record. Gene Ontology annotation, biological process: nucleobase-containing compound metabolic process. Gene Ontology annotation, cellular component: cytoplasm; nucleus. Lineage: Eukaryota; Viridiplantae; Chlorophyta; Chlorophyceae; Sphaeropleales; Selenastraceae. Bases 1 to 1344 code for a protein of 447 amino acids.